AUGUCGCUACCCUCGGAAUUGACCGCUGCUGUCCAAUGUCUCGGUCGACAUUUGGAUACAGUUCGACAGCGCGCUUGUGAUAGAGAACAUCUAGUGCGAGCCACGUUAGAUUCUGAGAGAACUGCGCUUGAGCACAAAAUUGCAGAUAACCAGAAUCGAAAAAAGGAGGUGGAAGCAUUACUUGAGGUUUGGGAACAUGAAAAUGCCGAUGCUUUCCAAAGGCUCGCGCGUCUCGAAGCAAGCUACCAUGAUUCACUUCAGAGGUCGCGAUCGCUGGAUGCUGUCCCAGAUUACCAACAUCUAGUCGGUUUCAUAUUUGGUAGCGCUUCAGUUCCAGCUAGAACCCCCAGUUCUCUACCAUAUAUGCAUACCCAGGACGCCAUGAUGAUGAGCGAGAUCCAAAACAAUCCCGAAGACAAAUCCGCAGUUGCUUCUCUUCGGCGUCAAAUGGCGGAGAGAAUAGCCAGUCAUCAGUUCGACCAAGGCCACACGAACGAUAUCGGCCAUUGCUUGCCCAAAACACAAAACUCAAUCGAUUUUGAAGAGCUCUACGAAGGCGGAAAAGCCAAGUACAAACAUAGAAUUCUCUAUUUCAAAGGCCAGUGGUAUAUACUCAAAUGUGAUGAGCAUGGGAUUCACUUUCCAUACCGGUCUGCCUCUGCAGCAGGCUCUCAUCUUCGAAGCCACUGGCACAGAGGUUCGGCCUCGAAUUACGCAGCCGUUAUCAAAGCCUUCGGCGUUAGAGUGGAGAAUUGCAAUGGUGAGAGGGCCGACCGAAACAACGAGGAAUUCUUGUCUGCCUUGGCCAGUGGAUAUUGCGUAUACAAGGGCACGCGAGAGAGUCAGAAGAGGCAGAGUACUGGUAUGAUCCCUUUUGAGAGCACUUACAUCAGCUGA
Molecule: messenger RNA, 897 nt
Organism: Colletotrichum aenigma
Lineage: Eukaryota; Fungi; Ascomycota; Sordariomycetes; Glomerellales; Glomerellaceae
Exons: 3
Coding region: 1-897 (298 amino acids)
Source: RefSeq, a predicted model, not a curated record